Molecule: messenger RNA, 1632 nt
Organism: Dujonia railenensis
Lineage: Eukaryota; Fungi; Ascomycota; Pichiomycetes; Serinales; Debaryomycetaceae
Source: the annotation of a GenBank genome assembly
AUGGCGAACCACGAACUAGCAUCCUCACCAGAGUACGAAGAUUACUCAAAUUCCAAGUCUCAAACUAAAAAGAAGAGAGUAGGGAAGGCCUGCGACUCGUGCAGGAUAAAGAAAACUAAGUGCGAUGGGAAGAAACCAUGUGGAAAAUGCCUAAGUGACAAUAAAAUAUGUGUUUUCACGGAGAAAAGGAAGUCCAAGGAUAGGCAUCAUCCUCUGGGGUAUGUGGAGUUGCUUGAGACUAGAAUUGACUUGCUUCUGAAGAGUUUGGAAAAGUUAACCAAGUUGGCUGCCCCACAUCUCCAGUUUUUGCAGGAUUUACAAGUGGAGAGAACAGGAAACAAUAUACCAAUCAACGAAGUGGUAAGCUACUUAAUCAAUAAGGAAGGAUUGUUGAAGAAUCUUCCUAUUGAAUGGGAAAAUGGUGCCUUAAUAGCUGCUAAAUUACCUUCUGACGAUGAGGGCAUCAUGAGAGCUAGCAAGGAAUUUGCAGAACAUUCUCAAUACUUGGAUAAGCAGGGUAAUAUUUCAAAUAGUAGUGCUGGAAGUAGUAGCAAUAAUAGCAGUUCCAAGUCUAGGCAAAAAGAUCUGGAGUAUUCACUGUCAAGACCACAAGGUGGACUAGCUCAGAGUAACAGUCGAGAUAGUGCGUAUUCCGGUUCACUUUUCCUGUAUUCAAACAUUAAGCAAGAGUACGAUGAAGACUAUGACAAAAUAGACUUAAACCAUGCUCAUCUACCACCUCCAUCUUUAAGUUCAGGAGCCAGUAGUAACGAUACUUCCUUGUCUUUGAGAAGAGCAACUCAACUGCCAGAUUAUGACCCCCCUUCAAGUGCCACAUCCUCGAACGCUUACCAAAAGGUGCCACAUAAAAAUAUAACGGAACAAGUGCCAUUUGAUGAAGAGUUUGCAUUCGGCGAGUUUUCUCCAGGGGCGGCUGUUGCUUCGUCCGCAGUUUUGAGUGGAGGAGAUAUUUUUUCACUUUCAGAAUAUGAUUCCGACGUGAAACGUGGAAGAGAACUGGUGCUGCCACAAAACCAUGCGCAUCUACCCUUAGCUAACUAUGACGAAUACUCACCUCUUUUCGAAGACAACGGACUUAAAAGUUGGGCCAUGAAUCCAAAUAAAAAUAGCUCAGUUACCUCACUUACAAAUAAGUUUGAAAAUCAUGUGAUACGAUCACCUACGGCAACAUCUGGAGUGUUCUCUGUAAAUUUAAAUGGAAGUCAAGGUUCGAUUCAUACUCAAACUGCUCCAACAACCAUUCGUCGCACUUCAUCUGUUGGUCGGUCAUUUUCACCUUCAUCGUCACAUCACCAAAAGCUCAAAAGUAACGGACAUGUUCAUAAGCCAACUCACACUAGUUCACACCAUCGUUCGAACUCUUCUACCACAAUUAGUAGCGAGUUUCGUUUGAACAGAAUUCAAUCUAAUUCUUCACUUUCAACUCCAACGCCAGACGAUAGCAAUAACCAACAAAUUGGAUAUGAUGGCCAAUCGAAUGACUAUAUUGAUAUAAGUAAUUCUUUACCGUCAGAAGCUUUCAAAUUGCUGCUGUACGAUGGCGACUUAAACAUAAUGGAUUCAGAGAACAUGGAUACUCUUUUGACGAAUAAUCCAUUUUUAAAAUCGUAG